AUGUGGAAAAACUUGAAAGACACGUAUCGAAGGAAAAACAAUCCAACUACGGGAUCUGCUUCGGGGCCGCAAUGGACGUACUUGCAGGCCAUGCGAUUUCUUGAAAGGAAUCAGCACGACGGCCCCACCCUAUCGAAUGUCGACGAGGAAGGCAAUUAUAGGAUGAGUCUGGAACUGGAGUCGAGUUCUGUGGCUAGUCAAAACGACACUCCCCCGUUGCAGUCUUCUGCACCUAAAAGAGGGAGAAGGGACAGUGAUGGUGGGUCAUUUACUACGGAG
Messenger RNA from Ostertagia ostertagi, 279 nucleotides. The record is from the annotation of a GenBank genome assembly. Lineage: Eukaryota; Metazoa; Nematoda; Chromadorea; Rhabditida; Trichostrongylidae.